AGUUUGAAAAUUGAAACUGAAAUAUGAAUACAGAAAAUAUCAAAAGUAAAUAAUAAAUAUAUUCUUUGAUGAACUAUGAAAUAAUGAAUUUAUCAAUACAAGGCUUAAGAGUUAGUAAGUGAUUAUAAUAGUUAUACUCUAAAUAAUAAAAAAAAAAUUUGCUUUAUAAUAAAAAUCAAUAGACCACAUAAAGUUCUAGGUACUGAAAUUUGAAAAACUUAUUCGAACUAGUCAAACUAAAAUGCAGAAUAAUUCAAAUCAAAAACAUGUGAAGAACCACUGGUCUUUAGGUUUAUUAGAAUCAAUGAAUGACCCUUCUUCAGUUUAUAAAGAAACAGAUAAAGUGGUCGUCAUAAAAGAUAAAUAUCCUAAAGCUAAAGUGCAUUACCUCGUACUGCCUCGAGAUAAUAUAAAUAGUAUAUAUAAUCUUGAUAAAAGUCAUAUUUUAUUGUUGGAAGAAUUUGGAAAAGUGUUUCAUGAUAUACAAGAAGAACAUUCAGAUUUGGAGCUCAAAGCUGGUUUCCAUAGUAUUCCCAGCAUGCAAAGAAUGCAUAUGCAUAUAAUAAGCAAAGAUAUGAUAUCAGCAUGUUUAAAAACAAAAAUACACUGGAAUAGCUUUACUACAAGUUUCUUUUUGCCAUAUAAAGAUGUUUUGAGGAGUUUAAAAGAUAAUGGACAUGUUGAAAAAAUAUCAACUGAAAAGCACAAAACUUAUGUUAAAUGUAAUCAAUGUGAAUUUGUACCUAAGAACAUGCCAGAUUUGAAGAAACAUUUGUUAAGCCAUUGAAAUAGUAUAAUGUGACUGCAACAUACUUGAAAAUGAGAUGAAUAAGUACAUUGUAACCUAAUUAUUGUGAAUACUGAUUUAUAAAAAAAUUAAGUUCCAUAAAAUUUUUUUUUCAUUGUUACAAUGAAAUUUAUCUAUGUUUUUUUGUAUGGAAAUAGGGUAGGGCCAUACUAGUGAGCUGGCCUGUUCACAUAUUAAAAACUAAUAGCAUGGUAGUGCUAAUUUUGCACUUGGAUCCCUUCUGUCAACAGAGACUACUACCAGCAUGUCAGAAUCAAUAGUGAUCAUGUUAGUGAUCUCAAAAAGUAAGUAAAGUAAUUUGUUUUCAAAGGCUAAACGAUACUAUUAAUGGGUUUGCCUCUUACCUUAUCCUGUCUUAUUAAUAAACAUAAUGAAAAGUUA
This is a messenger RNA of Leptidea sinapis, 1189 nucleotides long. It is a transcript of the gene Aptx, whose product is annotated as aprataxin. Gene Ontology annotation, biological process: double-strand break repair; single strand break repair. The record is from RefSeq and is a predicted model, not a curated record. Gene Ontology annotation, cellular component: nucleus. Gene Ontology annotation, molecular function: mismatched DNA binding; double-stranded RNA binding; single-stranded DNA binding. Lineage: Eukaryota; Metazoa; Arthropoda; Insecta; Lepidoptera; Pieridae.